Molecule: messenger RNA, 1506 nt
Organism: Musca vetustissima
Lineage: Eukaryota; Metazoa; Arthropoda; Insecta; Diptera; Muscidae
Exons: 3
Coding region: 1-1506 (501 amino acids)
Source: RefSeq, a predicted model, not a curated record
AUGAUGGAAAUUGAAAAGGAAAUCCCUUACCUGGAAUCUGUCGAUGAUUUUGAUAUAAAAAAUUUACUUUGUCAUGAGGAGGAGGAUCCAGAUAUUCCAAUUUUAACAGAAAUGAUUCGAAUUGUUCGACGUUCAACAGAAGAACAACGCCUGCUAAAGCCACUCGAAGAAUCAAUAUUAAAUUUUGAACUGAAUGAACCACAAACCAAAGGCACCCAAACUGAAGAUGGAACUUUAAUAGAUGGAAAUUGUCGAGAAACCAUAAAUCACAAUAAUGAAAAACCUAAACCUAACCUCAAUGAUCACGAAAGAAUCACUCAAUCGACUGAAGAUGACAACUAUGAAAUGACACUGGAUGAAAAAAUUGAAAUAUUCAAACGACAUUUACAUAAUGGACACAUAACUACAAACAUGGAUAUUAAAAAACAUGGCAAAAAGCUAGACGAUAAGUCCUUAACGACAAAAAAAGAUCGUCAUCCUCAUCAUCAUAUUCGCAAAAAAGAAUCACACAAAAGUGAUAAACAACAACAACAACAUCAUCAUCAAAGACGACGACAUCAUUACCAUCAUCGGCCGUAUAAGGAAAAUACCAAGCAUCAAGUUAUAGAAAAAGAACACACAACUCCUCUAUUGGCAACACAGCCUGACCAUCUUGAAACAUCUUCACCAUAUCCACAACAAAUCCCCGAAGCUGUAAAUGAAACGGGUUUAACAAAAUCUAUCGAUGCUGAUGUUGUUGGCGAUAUGGAGAAUUCCAAUGACAGUGUUGCCUUGGAAUUGGCCAGAUUAUUUAGUGAGGAAAAAACCGAAUUGGAUGAAAUAUUUGGCAUUGAUCCGAAUCAAGAACCCGAUGAUCCACAAAUAUGUAAAAUAUUAAAAGAAAUUGAGUUGGCUCAGGUGGGUGGAACACAACAAACUCCUAACCUUGAUAAAACAAUCAAUCACAGUCCAAAAUUGUCGUUACAUAUUAAUGAUAAUCCUACAGAACAAGAAACACCUAUAUAUCCUGCUACUGUCACAUGUGGUGUUAGUGGUGGUGGUAGUAAAAUUUGUGAAAAAGAUCUCAGCAAUAGCCUAUGGCCAUGUGAAUUAUUUAUGCAAAAACGUAAACUAAGCGAAUCUUUGGCCCGUUUGCUGGAAGAAGAUUUGCGCUGGCACGAAAUUAUGAAAUGGAAAUUCGCGGAAUUAUUUGGCGAUGAUAGUGAUGAUGAAUUUACACCCUGCAGUCCUAGUAUUGAGCUGGAUGAUAUACUAAUGGGCAGCUGUGUUAAACGUAUAUCACCCUGGGUGGUGAAACAUUUGAUGAUACCAAUGCGACAUGGCCUAAUCGGUAAUCGUUUUGUUUUCAAGAAGCUAGCCAGACAUAUAGCACGUUCUAUAAUCAUGGAAAAUCAAUAUCCAGAUGAAUCCAUUAUCAAAGGAUGCAUUGAGAAUUAUUUUUGCCUGCAUCAGGCCGUUAUGACAUUGGAUGAUUUACAAGAUGUACCAAGUAUAUCGUUAAUAUAG